AUGGUGAGAACGAAGCAGAUGGCUAAACGUGAUGUCGCGAUUGCUUCUUCGUCACAUGCAGAGGAUGAAUCACCCAGACCCCAUCUCGCUGAUGAAGGAUCUGAAGCAACUCCUCCGAGAAACGAGUUACCAACAACGAACCUGCUCCCAGAGGUCACGGAGGAACUAGACGAGUUCAAUACUGCACGGGAGAAGGCUCUGUCUGACGAAAGCGGAGAACAGCAAGUCUCCUCUGUCCAAGAAAAAGGUCCGAUUACCCAAGAUGCUACGACAUCGACUGACCCAACACCGCCUAAGUCUCCAUCUGCCCCACUCGACGCUACACCGUCUGAACCACCCAGAUCUGAAAAUCCAAAUCAGGUAUCUGACCCUCUGUUGCUUCUUUGCCCUGAUGAAAAGAUUGAGUCUGGUGACAAGGCAGGAGAACAAAGUCAGGAUCAAUCUGAAGCAGAGACAGAGGAUGUAGUUUAUCUCGGGUCAUCGGCUGAAGAAAUCUCUGAGAAACGAAGCAGGAAGAAGCGGGUGAUGAAGAAGUUGAGAUUAGGAUCUUCAAAGCGACGCAAGACGAGUAAAUCAGGCGCCUCUAAGUCCACAUCUAAGGCACCAUCGACUGAUGAGUUGAGUCCUACAGUCCUGGCUCAGAAUACCUCGGUUUCAAGCCGUGUUCGAUCCAGGAAAGCAUCGGAGAGAAGUGCUGCGGUUGAAGUAUCACCAAUCACCGAGAGGGUUCAGCAGUUUAUGCGUAGGAACCUCAUAGCCGAAAGAUCAGUGGAUAUGACUGAGAAGGAUCAGUGGGGCUAUGUUGAGGUCAUCGCAAAAGGUUCUAUGGGAACUACCGUCUCAGCACUGGGAAACUAUGUGGAAAAAGUUGUUGCUGAGUUCUACGCCAGUCUUCCUGACACAAAGGUUGAAGCAGAUGCAGAGGAGAUAGCAGUGCAGGUGCGUGGUCACACGUAUGAGUUCUCACCAACGAUGAUCAACGAGGCUCUGCAUGUUGAACCUCUGGAUGAAGAUGAGGUAGAAGAAGAGACCACUCUUGAUAGCAUCUCAAAGUCUGAGUUGGCUGAGUUUCUCACUGAAGGAACUCGAAAGGAAUGGGACAAUCUGACCACUACUGACUUGUCUCCUUGCUACGGUGCACUCAUGAUCAUUGCUGCCUACAACUGGAUCCCGUCUACACACAAAACACAUGUCUCUGUUGAUCGAGCACGGUUGAUCUACAAGAUGGCUCGAGGAAUCCGAGUUGAUAUGGGAAGAUUGAUCUUCAGGCAAGUCAUGAAUCUUGGUGUGGUGCAGAAAAAUGACUCUCGCUGGCUGAUAUUUCCUCGCCUAAUCAUGAGUGUCCUCCAGAAGCAACACCGUCGGCUAGCAAAAGCCAAGGGUAAGGCAAAGAAGGGAGGGGAUGGAAAACUUUCCUCAAGAUCAGCUCGUGUGUCACACCCUCCGCCAUCAUCCUCAAGUGCUCCGACUCCAAGUACCACCACAGGACCGCGACGUUUCAGUGUGCAUGACCUUGGCUCUGUUUCCAUCCCUCAAGGAGUGUUGACUCAGGAUGAUCUUCACAAGGUCUUACAGAAAACAACUCGAGCUCUUCAGGCACUGAUUGACAUUAUUCAGGAUCUGAGUCACUCUGUUGCAGGGGGAGAAGAUAAGGAUUAA
Brassica rapa (field mustard) is the source of this 1659-nucleotide messenger RNA. RefSeq lists its product as uncharacterized. The record is from RefSeq and is a predicted model, not a curated record. Lineage: Eukaryota; Viridiplantae; Streptophyta; Magnoliopsida; Brassicales; Brassicaceae.